UAGUGAAUACUUUAAAAGUUUUGAGGUUAUAGCAAAUUUCUGCAAGGACAACAUUGGUAGUGUUAUCGUGAUAUAGUAUUGUUUAGGCAGAAAAUCGUCCUAGUAUUCGGACGAAACAUAGACUUUUUAAAUUAAUUAUGUGAGCAAUUAAAGCUCGCUGAUCAAUUGUAUGUCGAUAAUAUGUCGGCUUCAAACAACGUUAAAACAAUGCAAGCAUACAGAUUGGCCUAUCUGGCCGUCUGACAAAUAUGAAUUUAUGGCAUAAUUUCAUAAUUUUAGUAAUCGAUCAUGGUCAAGGAAAAACCAAAUUCAAUCCGUAUUUACGAUUCAGAAGGUUAUAGACGUAGAGCUGCAUGUAUCUGCGUCAAAAAUGAUCUUGAAGAUGAGGUACUCUUGGUUACAUCCAGUCGAAGACCUGACAGUUGGAUAGUACCUGGUGGAGGUGUUGAACCAGAGGAGGAACCUGCAGUAACAGCAUUACGAGAAGUUAGAGAAGAGGCUGGUGUUUUAGGACAAUUAGGCAGAUGUCUUGGCAUAUUUGAGAAUGUGGAACAUAAACAUAGAACACAAGUAUGGGUUAUGCGAGUAACCGAAGAGUUGCCAGAAUGGGAAGAUUCACGUGCUAUUGGUCGAAAACGAAAAUGGUUCUCUAUACCAGAGGCCUUGCUUCAGCUUGCUCAGCACAAGCCCGUCCAGCGUUCUUAUAUACACAGCCUCCAUAAUACUAAUCCUCGACAUAAUCCCAAUAUUUCACCACCUCAUCAUUCGCAUACUACUGUAACAUCUAUCCAGUUAAUGAAUAAUUCUAGUAACAAUCCUCAUCUUAACAAACACAGCUAAUAUUAAAUACCAUCCAUUUGCGUGAAUAAUUGCCAUCAAGUGUUAGAUAUUUGUUGCUGCUCCUUUCCUUUCGUAUAGUUAUAUCAAUUACUGAAGUUGUAUUUUAUAUGUAAAAUGACACCAUUUGUAUAUUCUCCUUUUCUUUA
Messenger RNA from Eufriesea mexicana, 986 nucleotides. RefSeq names its product diphosphoinositol polyphosphate phosphohydrolase 1 Aps (gene Aps). The coding region runs from base 289 to 840 and encodes 183 amino acids. Lineage: Eukaryota; Metazoa; Arthropoda; Insecta; Hymenoptera; Apidae. Gene Ontology annotation, molecular function: endopolyphosphatase activity; diphosphoinositol-polyphosphate diphosphatase activity; bis(5'-adenosyl)-hexaphosphatase activity. Gene Ontology annotation, biological process: diadenosine hexaphosphate catabolic process; diphosphoinositol polyphosphate metabolic process; adenosine 5'-(hexahydrogen pentaphosphate) catabolic process. The transcript is spliced from 3 exons. The record is from RefSeq and is a predicted model, not a curated record. Gene Ontology annotation, cellular component: cytoplasm; nucleus.